Ostrinia furnacalis (Asian corn borer) is the source of this 1049-nucleotide messenger RNA. RefSeq names its product leucine-rich repeats and immunoglobulin-like domains protein 2. NCBI's taxonomy places the organism in Eukaryota, Metazoa, Arthropoda, Insecta, Lepidoptera, Crambidae. The record is from RefSeq and is a predicted model, not a curated record. Bases 9 to 1049 code for a protein of 346 amino acids. The transcript is spliced from 7 exons. Gene Ontology annotation, molecular function: protein binding.
GCCUAACGAUGUUGGCGCGCUGGCUGGUCGCCUGCUGCGUGGUGCUGUGCGCGCGGCCGGCAUACCCUCAGGGCGCACAGCAGUGCCCCGCGCCCAACACCAUGACGCCUUGCAGCUGUACCGUCAAGAAGAACGGGCUCGACAUCCUCUGCGAGUUCACAGAGCAGCAGCAUAUACAGAAGGCUAUGAACACACUUCGCUCCAAACCGAUGAUAAUUUUCUACUUGAAGCUGCGACACAACAACCUGGCAAAGCUACCGGCGUAUAUCUUCUUGGGCCUGGACAUCCGCCAUCUUACAGUUCACAACAGCAGCUUGGCUGUCAUCGAAGAUUCCUCGCUGAGUUCUAUCGGAAACAAGCUGACGCAACUGGACGUGUCCCAGAACAGCCUGGCUACGAUCCCGACCUCGUCGUUCACGCAUCUCAACCACUUGCUCAUCUUGAACAUGAACCACAACAAGGUAACCGCGGUGCACAACCGCGCCUUUAUGGGGCUAGACACGCUGGAGAUCCUGACUCUGUACGAGAACAGGAUAUCUGUCGUCGACGGCGAGGCUUUCAAGGGGCUCGAGAAGAAGCUGAAGCGACUGAAUCUUGGUGGUAACGACCUGACGGCGGUGCCGCAAAAAGCGCUCGCCUUGCUCGAGAACCUCAAGAAACUGGAGAUGCAGGAGAACCGUAUCGCUACCAUUACGGAAGGAGACUUCGCCGGUUUGCGUAACCUAGAUUCUCUGGGGUUAGCACACAACCAGUUGCGUGAAGUGCCGGCUCAAGUGUUCUCCCAUCUGACAUUUCUGAACUCUUUGGAACUCGAAGGAAACCUAAUUCAGAGGAUCGAUGAGAAAGCUUUUUCAGGACUGGAAGAAAACCUUCAAUAUCUCCGUCUCGGAGACAAUCGGCUGCACGAAAUCCCCUCGGAGGCGCUUCGUCCGCUGCAUCGCCUACGUCACUUGGAUCUUCGCUCCAAUAACAUUACCUACAUCAGCGAAGACGCAUUCACUGGAUACGGGGACUCUAUCACGUUCCUCAACCUGCAGAAAAAUAUGUAA